AUGGCUGACGACAGUGGACUGGCCGCCGUCGUGCUGCCUCCGCCGAGUAUCUCUGUCAAUUCCUCUACCGUGUCUCUGGCCUCUCUUGCCUCAUCGUCAGUGUCGUCUUCCCUCUCAUCGGUUCCUUCAUCGCCGGCGUCGACUGCUGCGCUGCCUUCUGUGUCGUUUUCUGCCUCCCCCUUCAUUCUGGUCACCGGCGCCCUUGGCUUCAUCGGCAGCCAUACCACCCUCGAGCUGCUCAAGGCGGGACACCCCGUCCUGUGCGUCGACAAUCUCACCAACAGCUUCCGCCAUGUGUUCGACAGCAUCCUGUGCGCGGCCCACGACCAUUUCGCCCUCGUCGGCGGCUGCUGCCCCGCCGCAGAACUGUACUGCAUCGACUACAGCGACGAGCCGGCCAUGCGCGCCCUGCUGGACGUACAUGCGCCUGCCAUCGGCGGGGUGAUCCAUUUCGCGGCGUGCAAACAGGUCGAAGAGAGCCUGCUGAAUCCGCUGAAAUACUACCGCAACAACAUCGCGGGGCUGAUCACCCUGUUGACUCUGCUGGAUGAGUACGAGAUUCGGUUCUUUGUCUUCUCCUCCUCGGCCACCGUAUACGGCGACAGCAACAACAACAACAACAACAGCAGCAGCAGCAGCAGCAGUGGCAACGGCAAGAUGGUCUCCGAAGACAAACCUAUCAAGGAGACCGACCCGCUCAACCCACCCCUAAACCCUUACGGCCGCACAAAGGCCAUGGGGGAAGACAUCCUGGCCGAUCUGGCCCAAUCCAACCCGUCCUGGACGGUGGUUGCCCUGCGCUACUUCAACCCGAUCGGCUGCGACCCGUCCGCCCUGCUGGGCGAGAACCCGCGCACCCCGACCGUCUCCAACCUGCUGCCCGUCGCCCUGCGCGUGCUCGACGGCCGCCAGUCCGAACUGCACAUCUUCGGCAACGACUGGGCCACCCCGGACGGCACCCCGAUCCGCGAUUUUGUCCAUGUCUCGGACAUUGCCGUCGGCCAUCUGGCCGCCCUUGCCGGCGCCCGCGACGGCCGCAUCGCCCCGGGCUCCCUGCGCACCUUUAACCUCGGCUCUGGCCGCGCCCACUCCGUCCUCGACCUGCUUGACGCCCUCGAGUCCGUCACCCAGAAGCCCAUCCGCCGCCGCGUCGUCGGCAGGCGCCCGGGAGACGUCGGCGCCAGCGUCGCCUGUGUCGACCGCGCCAGGGACCAGCUGGGUUGGAAGGCAGAACGCUCAUUGCGAGAAGCCUGCGAGGAUGUCUGGCGUGGCGCACCUCCAACCAAUAAUGCAAAUGUGCCUCUUUUGCCCUGCUCGUAUGUCAUAUGCCGCCAAAAAGGCGCCUCUCCCAUCGUGGCUGAAACCUGGCCAGUUGCCAGCUUCUAUUCGCCGAUUCCCUUUGCCGCCCUGCCUCAUACCACCGAUACAGCCAUUGCUUAG
This is a messenger RNA of Penicilliopsis zonata CBS 506.65, 1440 nucleotides long. RefSeq lists its product as hypothetical. Gene Ontology annotation, biological process: beta-D-galactose catabolic process via UDP-galactose, Leloir pathway. Lineage: Eukaryota; Fungi; Ascomycota; Eurotiomycetes; Eurotiales; Aspergillaceae. The record is from RefSeq and is a predicted model, not a curated record. Gene Ontology annotation, molecular function: UDP-glucose 4-epimerase activity. Gene Ontology annotation, cellular component: cytosol. Bases 1 to 1440 code for a protein of 479 amino acids. The transcript has 2 exons.